AUGUCGGGGCCCAGCACACAGGCUGGAAACGAGACCUUUGGGCGAUUUCAGGAGGUCGACUCCUUCCAAGUGGAGCCCGCCCAGGACGAGUGGAGCGAUGCCGAGGUGCAGCACGACGUGCGCAUCUCGUUCGGCAUCGUGCACCUCUUCCGCACGCUCGCAGACGAUGUGGGCGGCGCAGGAGAUACAGAGCCACCACCUGCAGACGACGAAGAGGCGAUUGGCACCAUCCUGUGCAUGCUGUCUGUGCCCGUGGCCAUGACCGUAUCGAGCCUGCUGGACUUUGUCGAGCCUGCGCUCGAGGCCAUCCAGAACAUACGCAUUGUUCGCCAUGUCGACCAGGACAGCAAUAUCGUCCUGUUCAAGUUCCGCGACGCACUCGACGCGGAAGAAUUUUACAAGAUGUACAACUGCCGGCCGUUUCAGGCACUCGAUUCGUCGGCCAAGUGCCGCCUCGUGUACGUCACCGGUGUGACAGCGACCGGUGCCGCGGAAAUGCCGCACGCCUACCCUCUUUUGACGCACACCGAGCCAUGGCCGGUGAUUACCGCACCGGAAGCCGAGCGCAACGCGUCGCUGCGGCCGCUGCUCCCAAGCGAGAACGCGCCGCUGCGCGCGGCGGCGUACGAGCUGCCUACGUGCCCCGUCUGUCUCGAGCGCCUCGAUGCGAGCGUCUCUGGGCUAGUGACGGGCGUCUGCCAGCACACCUUUCACUGCGACUGUCUCCAGCGGUGGGUCGAUAGCCGCUGCCCGGUCUGCCGCUACUCGCAGACGCGCGCGGGCGGCCUUCCCCGCGACGAGUCAUCGUCGUCACUCGCGACAACGACGCGCUCUUCGUGCUGCCAGCAAUGCGGCACGUCUUCGGAUCUGUGGGUGUGCCUCAUUUGUGCCAACGUCGGGUGCGGGCGGUACAAGGAAGGCCACGCACAGCAGCACUUUGCCGAGACCGGGCACCUGUACAGUCUCGAGCUCGAGACACAGCGCGUGUGGGACUAUGCCGGAGACGGAUACGUGCACCGGCUGAUCCAGAGCAAGACGGAUGGCAAGCUCGUCGAGCUGCCGUCGGCCUCGGACGUGACGGCCGCGAUGCCCGAGCGCUUGUGGAACGCACGCUACCCUGCACACACGCACGACUCGAUGCACGAAGCGGAUACCGCGUUCGGACAUGCGCGCGAGCACCGCAGCGCGACGCCGGGCGACAUGGAGCUCUUGGACGAAAAGAUGCGUGCGCUCGGCCUCGAGUACUCCAACAUGAUCCUGUCGCAGCUCGACUCGCAGCGCGUGUACUACGAGGGUCUCUUGUCUGUCGCGCGCUCCGAGCGCAUCCCCCGCGAGGAGAAUGAACGGAUACGCGAAGAGGUCGCGCUCCUCCGCGAGCAGUGCGCCGCGGCCGAGGCACGCAGCGCCGAGCUCCAAGCCGAAGUCGCGCGGUGCAACGCGCAAGCCACGCGCUACGAGACGCAGCUGCGCCGCGCGCUCGAGUCUGCGCGCACGCUCAAGCAAGAGCGUGACGAGGAGAAGAGUGUAUCCGAUGGGCUCUACCAACACGUACAGAAGCUCCAGACGGAGCAAAAGUCACUCCAGUCGCGUGUCGCCGAGCUGAGCGAAGAGCUGCGCGAUCUCAUGUUCUUCGUCUCGGCGCGCGACAAGAUCGAGGAGGCCGACAAGGUCCUGCCUGCGGAGAGUGCACUACAUGGUGGCACUGUGUCCCUCCCCGAGCCCGAGCCCGCGAGCAAGCCACGGAAAGGCAAGCAGCGCCGUCCGUAG
Molecule: messenger RNA, 1767 nt
Organism: Malassezia japonica
Lineage: Eukaryota; Fungi; Basidiomycota; Malasseziomycetes; Malasseziales; Malasseziaceae
Product: RING-type E3 ubiquitin transferase
Exons: 3
Coding region: 1-1767 (588 amino acids)
Biological process (GO): Ras protein signal transduction; protein ubiquitination
Cellular component (GO): cytoplasm
Molecular function (GO): ubiquitin protein ligase activity; zinc ion binding
Source: RefSeq, a predicted model, not a curated record